AUUUAUUCAGAUCCGGAACCAGAAUUUCUACAUCCCUUAAAAACAUAGUAAGGACUUGACAAGACCGGAAACUAUUUGGAUUUUGGGGCACAAUGGCCGACGGCUUCAAGAAGUAUUUUAAUGGAACAACACUCAACGGACGUGCGAAUGUGGCAAAGGCGACAUACGCGACCUUGGCGGUGUUCUAUUUGCUGUACCGAGUGCGACGCAGCAAGGGAUCCCCCAAAGAUGGUGACUCACUCGAAGUGAAGGAUCAGGAGCAAUGCAGUUGCGAUGCCGAGAAGCCCGAUCAUCCGCUUGGCUAUUGUGAUCCUCCGCCAGCGGCAGCAGCGCCGCCAGCAGCGCCGUCGUCACCCGAAAAGGAUUGUGCCGUGUGCCGGGAUCGGUCCGAGCGUCGUGCCGCCCGAGCCGAAGGCUGCAGUGAUGAGCCACCACCGCCACCGCCGCCAUCAUCAGCAGCAACGUCGCCGCCGCCGUCGCGUCGCAAGUGUCCUUGCGAGGAUCCACAUCGCCAUAUUGAGACGCCCAAGCAGAUGCGACAGGAUCAGCUGAGAGCCCACCAGACGGCGGAGGAUCAGGUGCAUCCUGCCCGCGAAAUCAUUGGACAUAUGCAGGAGGCAGCGUCGCGGGUUUUACGCAAUGUCAUUGGUGCCGUUUUGGGUGAUUCUCAAUCCUCCAGCAUUGAUAACGCCUCCUCAGCCUCAGCCUCCUCCUCCCUCUCCCCCUCGGCCGCUCCCUCCGUCAUCUAUGAGAGCGAGGAGGCCUGCCACGCCCAUGUGUCCGCCUCUGCUGCCGCCGCUGUGGAAGCUCUGGAGUCCGUUGAUCAAUUGGAGGACGAUGGCAGCGAUUAUGGAGCGGAUAAUCAGCUCCUGAAUCGCCAAAGACGCACUGCACCGCGAUCCUGUGUGCCCACUACCAAUAUCAACGGUGAUCCCGAAUUGCCUGCAGACCUGGAGGAGUCACUGCCAGAGUCACGGUGUCACUCACAGUCGCAGUCACAGUCACAAUCGCAGUCGCAGUCACAGUCACGUUUUCGCGGCUUUGACGAUGACUUUGCCUCGGAAAUGUUUUUCGAGGACUUUGAAGAGUGACCAGACCUGACCUGACCUGACUUGGAUUGAGAAUAUAGUUGCUUUAUAUAGUUGCCGGUGUCAAGUUGAGGGAUAUAUCUAAAUUUUCAGUUAACACAAUAGCAUAUUGAAUAAACAUACAAUAGCUGCUA
Drosophila innubila is the source of this 1222-nucleotide messenger RNA. RefSeq lists its product as uncharacterized. The transcript has 2 exons. The record is from RefSeq and is a predicted model, not a curated record. Lineage: Eukaryota; Metazoa; Arthropoda; Insecta; Diptera; Drosophilidae. Bases 93 to 1091 code for a protein of 332 amino acids.